Theobroma cacao (cacao) is the source of this 2050-nucleotide messenger RNA. RefSeq names its product protein NRT1/ PTR FAMILY 2.11-like. Gene Ontology annotation, biological process: transmembrane transport. Gene Ontology annotation, cellular component: membrane. The record is from RefSeq and is a predicted model, not a curated record. Lineage: Eukaryota; Viridiplantae; Streptophyta; Magnoliopsida; Malvales; Malvaceae. Gene Ontology annotation, molecular function: transmembrane transporter activity.
AUAGGAUAAGAUCAUGGCCUCUUGGAAUUAAAAUUGUGAGGUAAGAAAAAAGAAAGUACGGCAAUGGAGAAGAAUGACAAAGAAGCAAUGGAGACGAACCAGAAAACAGUCACAACUGAUCAUGAGCCUGAAAUCAACUACAGAGGAUGGAAAGCCAUGCCAUUUAUCAUAGGGAAUGAAACUUUUGAGAAGUUGGGAGCCAUUGGUACCUUAUCCAACCUGUUGAUCUACCUCACCACUGUCUUCCACUUGAAGAGCAUUACAGCUGCAACUAUGAUCAAUGUCUUCAAUGGCACCACAAACUUUGGAACUCUGCUCGGUGCUUUUUUCUGUGACACUUACUUUGGUCGCUAUAAGACCCUGGGAUUCGCUACAGUUGCCUCUUUCGUGGGACUGCUAGCAAUACAACUAACAGCAGCUAUCCCAGAGUUGCAUCCUCACCGCUGUGCAGCACAAGGGAACACCGACUGCAGAGGGCCAACAGCAGGGCAAAUGGCAUUUCUGCUUACUGGGUUAGGACUAAUAAUUGUCGGAGCUGGCGGUGUUCGACCAUGCAACCUGGCAUUUGGGGCGGAUCAAUUCAAUCCUAAAACAGAAUCUGGAAAGAGAGGAAUCAAUAGCUUCUUCAAUUGGUAUUUCUUCACCUUCACUUUCGCGCAGAUGGUAUCCUUAACCCUCAUCGUAUACAUUCAAUCAAACGUGAGUUGGGCUAUUGGCCUCGGAAUUCCAGCAAUUCUGAUGCUUAUAGCUUGUGCAGUCUAUUUCGUCGGUUCAAAAAUAUAUGUCAAAGUAAAAGCCACUGGUAGUCCACUGACCAGUGUAGCACAAGUAAUACUGGUAGCAAUCAAAAAAAGGCAAUUAAAACUACUGGAGCAACCUUGGCUCUCCCUUUUCAAGUAUACUCCUCCCAAGUCCAUCAACUCCAAGCUUCCCUACACUGAUCAAUUCAAAUUCUUGGACAAAGCAGCAAUUAUGACACCCCAAGACCAAAUAAACCCUGACGGAUCACCAGCUGAUCCAUGGAGACUUUGCAGCAUGCAGCAAGUAGAAGAAGUGAAAUGCCUGUUGAGAGUGCUUCCUAUAUGGGCAUCACAAAUCAUCUAUUUUGUUGCCAUUGUUCAACAACAGACCUAUGCUGUCUUCCAAGCCGUUCAAUCUGAUAGACGCCUUGGAAACAGCAACUUCAAGAUCCCAGCUGCAACCUAUGUUGUCUUCUUGAUGCUCAGCUUGACCUGCUUCAUACCUAUAUAUGAUCGAGUUAUUGUCCCAUUUCUUCGUAGAGUCAGGGGAAAAGAAGGGGGUAUUACAAUCCUCCAGAGGAUUGGCAUAGGGAUGUUUCUCUCGGUAAUCACCAUGCUUGUAUCUGCGGUUGUUGAAGAACAUCGAAGAACUAUAGCUCUCACUCAACCAACUCUAGGAGUUGCACCAAGAAAAGGAGCCAUUUCAUCUAUGUCAGCCUCAUGGUUGAUCCCUCAAUUCACCCUUGGUGGACUGACAGAAGCAUUUGCGUCCAUUGGCCUAGUUGAAUUCUACUACAAGCAGUUCCCGGAGAACAUGAGAAGCAUUGCAGGGUCCCUAUUCUAUUGUGGCUUGGCAGGUUCAAGUUAUUUUAGUAGCUUAUUGAUCUUAAUAGUUCACAGUGCGACUAAGGGGGCUUCCACUGGAAAUUGGUUACCAGAGGAUCUUAACAAGGGAAGAUUGGACUACUUCUAUUAUACGAUUGCUUGCUUAGGAGUCUUAAAUCUGGGCUACUUUUUAUUAUGCGCAAGAUGGUAUAAAUACAAAGGAAACGAAGACAGCCUUGAGCUUGAACUUGAAGUUAAUGGCGAGAAAAGCCAAUCUGAUAAAUCAUUCGUAUGAUAAUUAGUGAUAUUCAUAACUAGGAGAUUACAUUCAUCAUAUCUAAUUAGAAAACCCUUCUCUGUAGCUAUACAUGAUACCAUCCAAUUUAGCAGCAAUAUGCAGUUGCAGGCCUUUUAAAGUAUCAAGAAAUAAGUAGAUGUUGCAUUCGGUGAAAAAAGUGGGAAUACGAGUUUAUUGCAUCCCUGAA